AUGGGUGAUCUGGAAAAAAUAUUUUACGACUUCUGUGAUUCAGUUAAGAAAGGGUCAAGAACUGCAACAGACAAAACCAUUAAAAAAAUAUGUACCGACUGUAAUAUCUAUACGAAAUCAUUUAAUGCAAACGCCGUCGAUAUUGCUUUUUGCAAACAUCUUAAAAGUGCCAAAAAAGACGUUGAUUUCCCUGAUUUUGUAAGAUUUGUCGAAGGAGCAAUGGCGGAAGAGUAUGCAAAACAAAAAAAUUUAUCGACAACUGACGCAUCGAACGAAAUAAAAAACAAAAUAAUCAGUACUUCCGGUCCAAAAUCUCAUGGAGCAACUCAAGCUAGUAAAGACUCGGCGACAUCACGUCUCACUGAUGUAAAAGGAUAUACAGGCUCUCAUAAAGAACGGUUUGAUGCUGAAACUGGUAAAGGUAAAGGAAUCGAGGGGCGAGAGUAUGUCAUGGAUGAAAAAGCGGCUUCCGGUUAUGUUGGAGGCUAUAAAGGGAAGGACACAUAUAACAAAACCCACUGA
This is a messenger RNA of Schistosoma margrebowiei, 522 nucleotides long. Lineage: Eukaryota; Metazoa; Platyhelminthes; Trematoda; Strigeidida; Schistosomatidae. The record is from the annotation of a GenBank genome assembly.